GAAACAAGAACACAGAAAGAAAGAAAGAACAAGGCAUACAAAUGGCAGCAGAGGUUGGUUUGAGUGUACUAGGAAAGAUCGCAGAGUUGCUGAUUGAGCCAAUUCAACGAGAACUUGGCUAUCUCUUAUGCUUCAACAAUAACUUUCAAGAGCUCCAAACUCAACUAGAAAAACUAAUAGCAAUGAAAAACGAUGUACAAGCAAGGGAAGAUGCAGAAAUAAGGAAGCGGAACACCCUGGGUGAAUCCGUCAAGUUGUGGAUUGUGAAUGCAGACGGAAUAGUUGUAGAAGCAGAGAGCCUUCUCAAUGAGAAGGCCAAGGUUCAGAAAGGGUGUUUCUCCAUCAAAUGGUGUCCUAAUAUAAGUUUGCGCUUUUCUUUAGGCAGGAAGGGGAAGAAGUUAUCUCUCGUUCUCAUCGAGCUUCUUCAAUCCGGUGGUGAGUUGCCACACACGGGUCACGUCUUAACCAUGCCACCCAUAAAUAUGCACGAUUACAAUGGAGAUGCUCGUGAUUUCAACAGCCGAAGUCAGAUUGUGGAAGACAUCAUUGAGAAGUUAAGGGAUGAAAAGACAAUGUUAAUUGGGAUAUGCGGGAUGGGAGGCAUUGGAAAGACUACAUUGGCCAAGCAAGUCCUCCAAAAGGUGGAAAUACCUUGCUUGGAGUUUCUGAAUAUCUUAUUUAUUCCAAAUAUUGAAACUUUGCCUAUAGUGGCUCCAUCCCUAAGAAUCUUGCACAUUGAUAGUUGCGGAAGCUUAAGAUAUGUCUUCUCGGAGAUUUUCUUGAUGAGUAUUUCUCAUCUUGAAAAUUUAUCCAUUAAAAACUGCAAAAUGUUGAAGGGACUAAUAGGAGUGUCGAAGGGUGUAGAAGAGGAGUCGAAAAUAUCAAUUGAAUUCCCCAAUUUGAAGAGAUUGGAUCUCGCAUCCUUAGACAAAUUAACAAGUUUUGUCAUGGACAUUAACAAUUUGGACGUUGAAGAGAAAAAGUCGCAGCAAAAAACACUAUUUGAUCAUGAUGAGGUGAAAAUACUUUGCUUGGAGGUUCUGAAUAUCUCAUCUCUUCUAAAUAUUGAAUCUUUGCACAUCAUGGCUCCAUCCCUAAACAAGUUGGAUAUUGAUGGUUGUGACAGCUUAAGAUACGUCUUCACGGAAAGCUUCUUGAUGAGUAUUUCUCAUCUUGAAAAAUUAUCCAUUAAAAAAUGCAAAAUGUUGAAGGGACUAAUAGGAGUGUCGAAGUGUGUAGAAGAGGAGUCAAAAAAAUCAAUUGAAUUCUCUAAUUUGAAGAGAUUGGAUCUCGCAUCCUUAGACAAAUUAACAAGUUUUGUCAUGGAGAUUAACAAUUUGGACGAUGAAGAGGAAAAGUUGCAGCAAAGAACACUAUUUGAUCAUGAUGAGGUAUCGUUUCCUUGCUUAGAUGUGUUGUAUAUAUUUGAAUUGCCAAAGAUAAAUUAUAUAGUAGGAUGGAAAGAGGGAGGGAGACAGGGUGAAGGACAACAUCAUCAUGCUGAUAAGAUAUUUCAUGUAUUAAGUUCAUUGAUGUUGUAUAAAUUAAGAAAUUUAAUACAUGUGUAUGAAAUCAACCAGCCAGACCUAGGAGUGCUUUUAUUUCAAAACUUGACAUACCUGAGAGUUGGUGGAUGUGGGAAAUUGAGAUAUUUGUUUUCGGAGAAUAUAGGUAGAGUCGCUGCCAAGCACCUUGAUUUUCUAGAAAUCUGUAAAUGUGGGAUGAUGGAAGUGGUGAUGAAGAAUAUUAAGGAGGAAUUAAUAAUUGAGGAUCAUGAUGAUGAUGAUGAUAAAGCUGGAGGAAGUAAUUUUCCACUCCUUGAGACAUUGUACCUCGGGGAACUAUCAGGUUUGAGGAGCUUUAGUGAGGUUGCUUAUACUUGGGCCUUGCCAUUACUAAGAAACCUAGCAGUGUAUCAAUGCCCCAAGCUAGAGGCACUCUCUCCCGACUAUUUGGAUUCUCCAAUGCUGGACGAUCUCCAAUAUGAUAUUGUUAGAGAAAAAGUAAAUGUAAAGAAUACUUGGAAAGGUGACAUUAACGCUGCAUUGCGUCAUUUAUUUAUCAAGAAAGAAACACAAGAAAAGAGACUAGAUAACAUGAAUGAAGAAGAUGAAGAAUCAGAAGAUUGAGGAAUAUUAAUGAGGAAGGCUGCUUAAUCUGCAACACAUUAUAGUUUUCGUGCCAGAUACCAUCAAAUAAGUUGCAGCUUCGAUCGUGUCUAUUAAAUAAUACUAAUGUCUUUACAUCCUUACAAUUAAUAGCUAGAGACAUAAUCAUCAUAAUUAGUAAUGCUCUCUGCUACAAGAACUUAUAUAAAUAUAUG
This is a messenger RNA of Impatiens glandulifera, 2323 nucleotides long. RefSeq lists its product as uncharacterized. Gene Ontology annotation, molecular function: ADP binding. Bases 42 to 2129 code for a protein of 695 amino acids. NCBI's taxonomy places the organism in Eukaryota, Viridiplantae, Streptophyta, Magnoliopsida, Ericales, Balsaminaceae. The transcript has 6 exons. The record is from RefSeq and is a predicted model, not a curated record.